AUGGCUAUCCCAAGAGCAUUUGCUUCCCUCUCCCUCGCCCUCACCCUGCUCCUUGUGGUGGCUCCUCUUUGUUCUAUGGCCGACGAUAUACUUUACCCUGGUGAAGCACUCGGGACAGGGCGAUCCCUGACCAAUGGGAACUACACUUUAGCUAUGCAGACAGACUGCUACUUGGUGUUGUAUAACAUUUGCAACCCCAUCUGGUCCUCCAACACUAGUGGCAUGGCCACAAACUGCUACCUCACUUUCGCGUGUAACGGAAAUUUGGUCAUUUACAAGUCCGACGGCAACGCCCUGUGGUCUAACAGUAAAAGCGGGGGACAAGGCAACCAUGUUCUCGUCCUUCAUGAUGAUGGUAACGUCGUCGUGUAA
Molecule: messenger RNA, 372 nt
Organism: Dioscorea cayenensis subsp. rotundata (Guinea yam)
Lineage: Eukaryota; Viridiplantae; Streptophyta; Magnoliopsida; Dioscoreales; Dioscoreaceae
Product: mannose-specific lectin-like
Exons: 1
Coding region: 1-372 (123 amino acids)
Source: RefSeq, a predicted model, not a curated record